AUGGAAGAAGACCAGAGGAAAUCCAAAUACACUUGCACUCUGUUAGUGCAGGCAAUGGAUGCCAGUAAAGAAGCAGACGUUCAGAAGGUCAGCAUCAGCCGCAGCAAGUCCUACCGCGAGACCGCGCCUUUCGCGCCCGGCGCCGACGACCUGGGCCGCCCCGACGAGCGGCCAGGACCGGCGCCCGCCCCCGCGGGGGAGGACGAGGACGAGGACGAGGAGCUGCUGGAGGACGAGGAGGACGAGGAAGAGGAGCUGGAGGAGGAGGAGGACGAGGAGGAGCUGGCGGCCGGGAACCCCCCCGGGCCGGGCGCCGACGGCGCGGAGCUGUCGCCCAAGGAGGAGCUGCUGCUGCCGCCCGACGACGCGGAGGGCAAGGACGGCGAGGACAGCGUGUGCCUCUCGGCCGGCAGCGACAGCGAGGAGGGGCUGCUCAAGCGCAAGCAGCGCCGCUACCGCACCACCUUCACCAGCUACCAGCUGGAGGAGCUGGAGAGGGCCUUCCAGAAGACGCACUACCCCGACGUCUUCACCAGGGAGGAGCUGGCCAUGCGGCUGGACCUGACCGAAGCCCGCGUGCAGGUAUGGUUCCAGAACCGUAGGGCUAAGUGGCGGAAGAGGGAAAAGGCUGGGGCUCAGACGCACCCCCCAGGUUUGCCUUUCCCUGGUCCCCUGUCGGCAACUCACCCCCUCAGUCCAUACCUUGAUGCUAGUCCUUUCCCUCCUCAUCACCCAGCUCUAGACUCCGCCUGGACUGCAGCCGCGGCCGCUGCGGCCGCCGCCUUCCCCAGUCUACCUCCUCCACCGGGCUCUGCAACUUUGCCACCCAGUGGGACCCCACUAGGCCUCAGCACUUUCCUGGGCGCGGCCGUAUUCCGGCAUCCAGCCUUCAUCAGCCCUGCUUUCGGCAGGCUCUUUUCCACUAUGGCUCCCCUGACUAGUGCUUCCACUGCUGCUGCCCUACUGAGACAGCCCACUCCUGCCGUGGAAAGUGCAGUGCAAUCAAGUGGGCUAUCAGAUCCAGCAACAGCUGCAGCAGACAGACGGGCUUCUAGCAUAGCAGCUCUGAGGCUGAAAGCAAAAGAACAUGCAGCUCAACUCACACAGCUCAAUAUUAUCCCUGGGAACAGCACAGGGAAAGAGGUGUGCUAAAAUCAGAGAGGAAAAUAUAAGGAAUUAAAGAAAUAAAUAAAGGUCACCUCAGAUAUAGCACGAACCAAGACCAAAUGGAAAAAGAGGACCAGCGACUAAGACAUUGGGUAGGUUCUCGAGUUAGGAACUUGAAGAAAGCAAAAGCAUCCUGUGCAUCUCGGGAGUGAGUGCAUCCACAUUUAGGAGCUCCUGCAUAAGUAACUCCUUGGCUGGUACAUUUUUGAAAUGUGCAACAUCUUAAUUUCUUCAUUGAUCAUUAAACAAAAAAAAGGUCCUAAGACAAGAUAUUAUAUAUAUAUAUAUAUAUUAAUGUUACAUACAUUAAAUAUUUUUCCUUCUGUACAUCUGGCAAAAAUGAAAUUGUAAUUUCAACAGCAACAACAAAAAAAACCAAAACCCUCCCCCACAGCUUCUUAGACUAAUUUAACAUCCUAAGAUGUUGUUUUAUCAGGAGCACUGGAGAACUAUUUUUCAUGGUAAUGCAGCCCGCUGCAUAUUAUCAACCAAGGAUGCUGCCUGCCAGUGCAGAAUGAAGGAGUUUGAUGCUGUAAGAUAACCAGUGCACUUAAAGGAAAGGGUUUAUCUUUUUCUUGUUAUAGUCUUUAUCACUACACCAACCAAGGUUUUUAUAUCAAACCAAAGGGAAAUACACUGCUAGAAUAUGGACUGUUUAAGUCACUAAACUGUGAUUAUUGAUUCUGUACAUACCAUUGUUAUAAAAAAGAAGAACAGAGCUUUGUAUAUUUGAAAUGUUAUAAAACAAUUGCACUCAGUGUAGUGUUGUAAAAGUUUGUCAUCUGUAGAUUCUUACUGUGUUGUAGAUACAAUAGGGUUCCUAGACAAAAUAUUUAUGUACAAACCCUUUAUUUAACUUAUUAACUGUAGAGGUUUCUGAAACCCUAAAAAGGCGAUGGUACAGUA
This is a messenger RNA of Gavialis gangeticus (Gharial), 2073 nucleotides long. RefSeq names its product aristaless related homeobox (gene ARX). The record is from RefSeq and is a predicted model, not a curated record. Gene Ontology annotation, biological process: regulation of transcription by RNA polymerase II. NCBI's taxonomy places the organism in Eukaryota, Metazoa, Chordata, Crocodylia, Gavialidae. Gene Ontology annotation, molecular function: RNA polymerase II transcription regulatory region sequence-specific DNA binding; DNA-binding transcription factor activity, RNA polymerase II-specific. The transcript is spliced from 5 exons. The coding region runs from base 1 to 1152 and encodes 383 amino acids.